AUGACAUCGCGUUCCAAGGAGAAAGUAGCGGCAGCUUUUCGGAAGCUGUUUCGCUCUCCAGAGAAACUUGAUAAGGAGGGAGCCGGCCCGAGCGGGUCGCCAGCCAGACGAGGAUUAUUUCGCCGUCAUAGAGAUGGCGUGAGUCCAGCAGAAGCGCCUGCAAGUUUGCCGGCGAGCCCAGCAGCUUCGUCACUUGCUAAGAAGAAGCCUGGAGGCGCAAACGAUGUACGAGAAAGGGCGGCGGCGGUACGCACACGCAGACUCAUGAAAGAGCUCAAAGAAAUUCAACGAUCACAGGACCAUAGAUCUAAUCCUAUUUUUACAGUAGAGCUAGUAAAUGACAAUUUGUUUGAGUGGCACGUGAGGCUGCACCAAAUAGACCCGGAGAGCGACUUAGCGGCAGACCUGCGCGAGUUGAAUAUACCUAACAUACUCCUGCACCUCAUCUUCCCCGAAAACUUCCCUUUCGCGCCGCCUUUCAUGCGUGUUAUUGAACCGCGAAUAGAGAAGGGAUUCGUAAUGGAAGGUGGUGCCAUAUGCAUGGAACUACUGACGCCCCGCGGCUGGGCGUCUGCGUACACGGUAGAAGCGGUAGUGAUGCAGUUCGCAGCAUCAGUAGUGAAAGGUCAAGGGCGAGUGGCGCGCGUGCCGCCGCGCACUUUCCGAUGGUUGAAAUUAGGUGUUGCUGAUCAGCUAAAUGCAGCAUGGAUCUCUCGUAGU
This is a messenger RNA of Brenthis ino (lesser marbled fritillary), 720 nucleotides long. The record is from the annotation of a GenBank genome assembly. Lineage: Eukaryota; Metazoa; Arthropoda; Insecta; Lepidoptera; Nymphalidae.